UACUAGUAUUUACAAAUGAGACAGUUGGACAGAAGAGUUGCUUUAAGCUGUGGCUUUGGACUAAAUCACCAUUGUCAAUUCGCCUAAUUUGCCGAUUAAGAUCAGCAAACGCGCAAUGAUUUCUUCUAUCACAACACUUCUGCUUAUAGUUCCACUUUGCGUUGAAGGUGGUAAAGUUUUGAUUUUACCUGGGGAGUAUAGCCAUUGGCAUAACAUGCGAAUGAUUGUGGAAGAGCUUGCGGAACGGAACCACAGUGUUACGGUGUUAGUCAACUCAGCCUCGCCCUCUGUGAAAUCAUUUCAGGACGAUCGUGUAAACUUCCAGGUUUUCCAGGUUCCUCUGGAGAAGCACGAGGUGAACGCUAUGUGGAAUGAAUUCAUUGAUCUGUGGAUGUAUCAGUCUAGGAAGUUGUCUAAAUUACAGAUGUUUUUUAAAACGAUAGCCGUGAUGGACCGCAUGACUUCUCACAACUUCAUAAUGUGUGAUGGCAUACUACGUAACGAGGCGCUGAUGGAGACACUGAGAGGACUGAAGUUCGAGGUGAUCCUGUCUGACCCUAUGAUGCCCUGUGGCGACGUCUUGGCAGACAUACUAGAGCUACCGUUCGUUCUGUCUCUGAGGCUCACCUUUGGCUAUGUAUUUGAGAGGGAGUGUGGCCAAUUGCCUACACCCCCGUCGUAUGUACCUGCUGUGCCUGCGCAGUUCACAGACCACAUGGACUUUGUGGAAAGGUUGCAGAAUUUUUUGAUGUACUCUUUCCAUAAACCCUUGUUUUAUCUACACACCAAGCUGACAAUAAAUAACUAUCUAAGUGAAAUCAGAGGUAAACCAACAGAAUUAUGUGAUGUCCUUAGUAAAGCUGACAUUUGGUUGAUCCGAACCUAUUGGGAUUUCGAGUACCCCAGACCUCUUCUCCCCAAUUUCAAAUUUGUUGGAGGCCUUCACUGCAAACCUGCAAAGCCUCUUCCUGAGGACAUGGAGGAAUUUGUACAAAAUUCUGGGGAUGACGGUAUUGUGGUGUUCUCACUGGGAUCCAUGAUUAAGAACCUCACCAUGGAGAGAGCAAAUACAAUAGCUUCUGCACUUGGACAAAUACCUCAAAAGGUAAUAUGGAGGUACAGUGGUGUCAAACCAGAGACACUGGCCCCCAAUACAAGACUUUAUGACUGGCUUCCCCAAAAUGACCUUCUAGGCCAUCCCAAGACCAAAGCCUUCAUCACCCAUGGCGGCACAAACGGGCUCUAUGAGGCCAUCUACCACGGAGUGCCCAUGGUGGGCAUCCCUCUGUUCGCCGACCAGCCUGAUAAUCUGAGCCACAUGAAGACCAAAGGGGCAGCUGUCAGUCUGGAUUUCAACAAGAUGGAGAGUAAAGAUCUGGUGGAGGCCCUCAACACAGUGAUUAACGACCCAUCAUACAAGGAGAGCAUCAUGAGGCUCUCCAGGAUUCACCACGACCAGCCCAUGAAACCGCUGGACGAGGCCGUGUUCUGGAUUGAGUUUGUCAUGCGCAAUAAAGGAGCUAAGCAUCUGCGCGUACAGGCCCACAACCUCAGCUGGUACCAGUACCACUGUCUGGAUGUCUUUACAUUUCUGCUUGCCAUAGUGGGACUGGUCAUUUUUAUUGUGGUAAAAUCUUGUUGCUUCUGCUUCCGGAAGUGCUUUGGGAAAAGCCUCUCCAAAAAGAAAACGCAGUGAGGUUUUAAAAUGCAAAAUUUGCUAAUUUGUUGCUAAAAUGUUGAUUUUUUUUUAUCGCAGAAAAAUAUGCACUGUAUGUAAAUACCUCUGUGUUGGAUUGUAUCCAACAGUCUUUAAUACAAAUUAUACAGAUAAAGGGGGUGGAAGAAACUGUAUUUGUAUGUGAUCAAUUCUUAAUUUUAAGAUUAUGGACAUUUUUAGUUCAUAUACUUGUAUGAAAAUAGAUGUUUGUAGUGCUCUUUAUGGAAGCUUCUACAAGCCUGUUGAUGAAUGUGUUGAAUAAGACAUUGACCGAUAGCCAGUUGCCAGUGAAUGAUAGCUGAAUUACAUUUGUACACACAAUCAGGUCUCUAUUGCCCGUAGCUUGAUUGUUCUCUCCCUUGUACGUCGCUUUGGAUAAAAGCUUCUGCUAAAUGACUAAAUGUAAAUGUAAAUCAUGUGAUACAAAUAUGUGCCUUUGAAAAAAUAGAAUAUACUUGAAAAUAAACUUGUGUGUGUAUUUCGA
This is a messenger RNA of Clupea harengus (Atlantic herring), 2201 nucleotides long. Its product is annotated as UDP-glucuronosyltransferase 2B17-like. Lineage: Eukaryota; Metazoa; Chordata; Actinopteri; Clupeiformes; Clupeidae. Gene Ontology annotation, molecular function: glucuronosyltransferase activity. The record is from RefSeq and is a predicted model, not a curated record.